Messenger RNA from Mangifera indica (mango), 1615 nucleotides. RefSeq names its product alkane hydroxylase MAH1-like. Gene Ontology annotation, molecular function: monooxygenase activity; oxidoreductase activity, acting on paired donors, with incorporation or reduction of molecular oxygen; heme binding. The coding region runs from base 15 to 1547 and encodes 510 amino acids. The transcript has 2 exons. Lineage: Eukaryota; Viridiplantae; Streptophyta; Magnoliopsida; Sapindales; Anacardiaceae. The record is from RefSeq and is a predicted model, not a curated record.
UUCUUCACAAAACCAUGAUGGCACCGUUAUUAGCCUACCUUCAAUACACAAUCUUAGCAAUUUCCUUUGUUCUUCUUCUCCAUCACUACACCAAAAAGAAGUUGUUCUUAUGGAACUUGCCGCUCCUCGGAAUCUUACCAGAAUUUCUGCUCAACAUUAACCAGAUUCAUGAGAAAAGCACUCAAAUUCUUGAACAAAACAAGGGUACAUUUCUCCUUAAAGGGGCCUGGCUGGGUCAAAUGGACAUAUUGGUCACCUGUGAUCCUGCAAUUGUGAACUGUGUAAUGAAGGAAAAUUUUUCAAGCUAUCACAAGGGCGUUGAGUGGAGGAAACGGUUUGAAUUCUUCGGAAAUCAUAGUAUGUUCAACACUGAUUUCGACGAAUGGAAGCUCCAUCGAAAUACUUUUCGAAGCUUUGUCAGUCACCAACAGAGCCAGCAAACCGUUGAAAAAACCAUUGGGAGAAUCUUGGAGAAUGGACUCAUCCCAGUUCUUGAGCAUGCCUCUAAACAAUGUCAAGUGAUAGACUUGCAGGACUUGUUCCAAAGAUAUGCCUUCGAUUUUGCUUCCUCGAUGGCCACCGGGCGUAACCCUAAUUCUCUUUGCGUUGGAUUACCGAAAAAUCCAGUUCCUCAAGCCCUAGACGAUGCAUGGGAGGCCAUAUAUUUACGAUUUUUCCUACCAGAGAGAUUGUGGAAGUUGGCGAAAUGGUUAGGGUUUGGGAAAGAACGAAAAAUGAGUGAAGGAAGGGAGGCCGUCGAUCGGUUUUGUGCCGAGCAGAUAUUGAUUAAUAAAAUGAAAUUAAGUGAAGGAAAAACAAAAACCAGCUUGGAAAAUGAAGAGGAUUUCAAUUUUUUGAACUUAUAUUUGACAGGAAAUGAAGAGAAUUCCCCAAAAGUUUCUGAUGAAGUUAUGAGAGAUAACAUGCUAAAUCUGAUUUUUGCAACUGCUGACACAAGUAGUACAGGUCUCACUUGGUUCUUCUGGAUGCUUGAGAAAAACCCUUCUGUUAAGAAGAAAAUUAGGGCGGAAAUAAGAACAAAUUUGCCACAGAAGGGAGGUUGGAAGAAUAGAAUUUUCCGACUAGGGGAGUUGAAUAAGUUGAUCUAUCUUCAUGCGGCUCUUUGUGAAGCCCUAAGGCUGUUCCCUCCGGCGCCUAUACAAAUCCGAACCCCACUUAAAUCGGAAACUUUACCAGGUGGGCAUCGUGUUAAUGAUAAGAUCAACAUUCUAAUAUUCGCGUAUGGAAUUGCCAGAAUGCCAUCAGUUUGGGGGGACGACUGUCGUGAAUACAAGCCAGAGAGAUGGAUCACAGAGGAUGGAAGGAUUAAACAUGAGCCACCAAAUAAAUUCUUCUCAUUCAAUGCUGGGCCAAGGAUUUGUCUCGGCAGGGAGAUUGCUUUUAAUUUAAUGAAGGCCAUUGCAGCAACAUUCAUCCAUAACUACAAUUUUCAAGUACUGGAACACCACCAAGUAACCCCUACUUUGAGUGUUAUUUUUCGCAUGAAGUUUGGGUUGUUGGUUAAGAUUAGUAAGAACUCUACUUGAUUUAGAGCAUUGCUAUCUGCAAUCAGUUUUAAGUAUUUAAUUCGGUAUCCAGUUGAUGUAUUAUUAUA